AUGGCCUCUUCCGCCCGUUCCUCGACGGUACAGCCGAUGGGCAGGGCUCUAUCAACGCUUCAAGACUUUCUCGAGCUCCAGGUCCCGUACAAAACGCACUACGCUCGCAGUCUCGACUUGCUCGAUUCGCUUGAGCGCUCCACUUUCAACUCGGACACAGCAUCUGGAACGACGCAAGGUGACUCCGCCUUCUGUCGCAUGCCUGGGGAGAAGCUUCUGCGACUUGCGGCUGCGGUUGAAGAUCCGACCCUAAUCGAUCGAGUGACGCGAGGUCUACGACAGGGUCUCGAACGCUCGACGACGGGGCCGGGAAGAGGGCUCUAUGCACCGAUUCCCGAGAUGGCGAAGCAUCACCUGGAGCGGGUUCUCGGCGAGGAGCUUCCAUGGCCGGUCGGCAGCGCAGAAUUAAGUCUCGAACGUCUCGGUAUGUCCAUCUCGGGGAUUGUUGAACCGAUUGUGAGCGAACUGUACGAGGAGCCGGUGCGAAUCUAUCCCCGAGCACCCAACCCGACGAUGGGACAGAAAGUGGAACAAACCCGAGCUCUGGUUGAGGGCGUCACAGGCAAGGUUUUGACCACGGUUGCCAUCGAUACGGCGACGCAACCCAUGCUCGAGUCCUUCUUUAGCCCAGAGGUUAUAGACGCGGAAAGGUGGAGGCCGCCUGGCUCCGUGGGUAAUGCACUCGACAUGCGGUUAGCCGAGGGACGCGUGGGCCGCACCAUACGAUUGGGCGGCGGCUUCGCCAUGGCGUUCACGGUUAGUGGACCCGGUUCUAAUAAUGCGAUGCGACGCACACCUCGAGAUCUCAAUUGUGACGCACGCGUUUCAACAGAUGAUGCUACAAAUCGAUGCCGCAGCGAACGGUCGAUUUGGACUUUACUGGGCUGCGCCUUAUUUCAUUUUGACCGAACUCGGUGAGUCUGCGCCGCAUCAUGAUCGGGAGACAGCGUGCAGCAGCACGCAAAAUCCCGGCUGGCGCUGACCACUUGACCACACCGGUACCGAGCAGUCGAGUUCGGAGGAAGAUCGUACCUGCUGGUGAGCAAGGUGUGCUCAUCAGUCGGCGCACGUGGCUCCUCGGAAUCGAGCACGAACUUGUUCGCGGUCCUCGUCGCCAUCUUCGCAAGUUUUCAUCCCAGCUAUCCGAUCGAAGGCCCCUCAAAUAAUUUCAUGCUUGCACUGCACGAUGAUGCGGCUGACCACGAAACGAACGCCUCCGCGGUGGCACUUCGACCUCUGUGCGCCCUCAAAGAUACGGCGGCGCCUCUGCUUAAGGACGAAGAGGCGGUCAUCGAGUUGAGGCACCUUCCUGGCACCGAAGUAAGCCGAUCGCACAUCUCCGCUUGUUUGUUGUUGGGCCAUAUCUUGGACCGUCUUCUGAUCAUUCGUGUAGCGCAGAUCGUCUGUGACGAUGCUAUGGACCGCGACUCGUGUAUGCUCGCAAUUCGGGUGGAGCUCGAUUGCGCACGUUCCCUUCUGCUUCUCCGCUUAUUCUCUUGCAUUCGGUGUGGGAUCCUCCUAGUUCUUCUCCACCAGGCUCGGUGAAGCUUGGGACAAGGUCCCCGAAAGUCUGGCGUGGUUUGACGUGCCGGUCGCUGACGCGAGAAGACUUGAUCGUCUCGAUCUCGUGGCGCCAAUCGGGCGCGGGCGGACGUGUACGGUAUGGAAGGCACAGUGGUCGCGUGGUGCGGCAGCCGUCGAUGCGCCCACAACAUUGUCAGUCGGUCAUGUUGCCGCAGAAGUCGCUAUCGUCGCCAAAGUCGUUCCAGCCGAGUUCGCGUCGUCGGUCGCCCGCGAGUACUUCAUCUACACCACAGCGGUACCGCGGCUGUCCGCUGCUGCGCAGGCUCUCUUCCCAGAAUUCUAUGGCCUAUACCGCAGUGGAUGGGACGGGGGUGGUUACAUCCUUGUGAUGGAAGAUGUUGGAAAUCCCGUCAAGCACGAAGAAAUGUAUUCCGAUUCGUGUCUGGGACGGGACGCACGGUAAGUUCUCCCCACGUCGCCGCUGGCUCUCUGGCAAGCGCUGACGAGGCUUAUACACUUGCGCUGCCGCACAUCUAGAGCGGCUUUCCGUUUGCUGCGAGAGGAGGGUUUGUAUCACGAUGAUGAGAGUGGAGAUAACGUGGCCUGUCGAACGGACGGUCGAAUCUUCAUCAUCGAUUGGGGGGAGGCGAGCUUUUCGUGGCACGACAAGUUCUCGACCCCACCACGGCGUUGUGCGCUUUCGCCAAGUGACGAAGUGGCUGUGAUGUCGGCAGACUUGGCACCCGUGCAAUCACGUACUAGACUGUGUCUUUAAGUCGCAUCUGCUCCCGUCUUGAAUUACUCUUCGUUGUCGUGUCGUCACUCAUAUUGCAAUGUGGCCAAGCUUUCACUUUCAGUGCCACCCUGAUCAAGAUACUCAAGUUGGCAACGAAGCCCUUGAAUACUUUGGAGGUCUUUGUUACUUAGACACAUUAUGGUUCCAUCCAAGGCUUCCACUAUGGUGACCAAGUGCCGCGCAAUAUUCUGCUACGCGAGGACCGGUCCUUGUGUCUGAUCGACUGA
Microbotryum saponariae is the source of this 2547-nucleotide messenger RNA. The record is from the annotation of a GenBank genome assembly. NCBI's taxonomy places the organism in Eukaryota, Fungi, Basidiomycota, Microbotryomycetes, Microbotryales, Microbotryaceae.